AUGCAUACGACAAGUUCUGUGCUGCUUGACCAUGUCCCGUCGCGCAACCAACUGCCCGAAACACCCGUCGUUGUUGGCGCUAUGCAAAGGAGCCGCUUGCGUGAGCAUUAUGAACGUACGCUGGCUGCAGACAUGAUGUAUAUGAUGUAUGAGCCUGAAAGCAAAUCUUCCUCGUCAAAGGAUGCACCAGAAUCUGAAUCUGGCGACAAUGAUCGUAUUCGUCGUUGGUCCGGUCAGUCGGACUAUCAUGCGGGCCGAUCUGCUCGACCUCAGCGCGGUAACCGUCCCAUUGUGCCGCUUCACAAGCCGAUGCACUUAGCAAAGCAGAUUGAGCAUGCUAUUCCCCGUCUUGACCGUGUCGUUGUCACAGCUUUCUGCAAAGAUGCCAUUACCAACAAGCAGGCGCUGCUGCCACUCCUAGGUCAAAUGCGUGCUAUUACCGGCCUGCCAAUUUUGGGUUCUUUAGCUGAUCCUACGGUGGGAAAUUCUCCUAAGACUGCGGGACCGCAUGCUGCGAAUGGCUAUGUGCAAGUUCUUCGCGCCAAGAAUGGUGCUGCGUCUUUUAAGUUGCGUGCUGGAAUGCCUGUUGGUGUUCAGGCUGUUAUGUACGGUGAUGCAGCCUAUGAGUUUAUCGAAGUUCUUACUACGUUUGUGCUUCCACGUUUGCGAGGUUUUGCUGGUCUGCAGCUUCCGCCAUCCAGUCAACCCCUUCUCAGCCCUGCCGCAGUGAGUGGCGUUGUGAGCUUCGGUUUAGGCCCUGAAGCAAUGCCUCUUUUCCCUCAGGUGGAAAUUAACUUGGAUCAAUACCCCGGCCGCCGCUACGGCUUCCAGGUCGACUGCGUCACAAACCAGCGUGGUCGUCGUGCCACAGAACGGGCACGUACUUUACUGAGUGGUCUUGGCUUGCCUUUCGUGCGUCGUGGCACGGUUGCUCUGUAG
Molecule: messenger RNA, 939 nt
Organism: Malassezia pachydermatis
Lineage: Eukaryota; Fungi; Basidiomycota; Malasseziomycetes; Malasseziales; Malasseziaceae
Product: 60s ribosomal protein mitochondrial precursor
Exons: 1
Coding region: 1-939 (312 amino acids)
Biological process (GO): translation
Cellular component (GO): cytosolic large ribosomal subunit; ribosome
Molecular function (GO): structural constituent of ribosome; RNA binding
Source: RefSeq, a predicted model, not a curated record